AGCUCCAAAAGAUCUUCAACACAAAAGGCAAAGGAGAGGGAAGAAAAACACACAACCUAACUAACAUUUCCUCUUCACUUUCUCUGUCUUCCAUCAUAUAAAGAACAUUAAGCUAACCGCCAAUUCCUCUUCACUUUCUCUAUCUUUCCAUUCAUAGAACAUAUCACAGGUAGGACUGACUUAAGAUAGACAAUUCGUGUGCUUUUUGUGCCAGAGGUUUUUUCGGAAGGGUACUUUCACAAAAGAGAGAGAAUUUGAGAAAGGGAAAAUACAGAGAGCGAGAGAGAUUCUGUGAGCUGGAGGACACUCAAUGGAGAGAAAUCGAUGAUUUACCGUGAAUCGUCGCUUCCGAAUUUGCUUUUUUGCUGUGGAAUUGAUAAAUAUACAAGUUUAAUACACUGAAAGAGUUACGGCAAUGAGUUACUAUGUCCCUGAUUUUGAAAUGGACGAAGACUAUCCGAUUCUGUCAUCCUCAUCAGGUUUAACCAGGUCAAAGAAAUCAGCAAUGGCUGAGGAGGACGAUCUCAUGGAGCUAUUAUGGCAAAACGGACAAGUAGUAGUCCAAAGCCAGAACCAAAGAUCUUCCAAGAAAUCUCACGUAGCCGAGGAGGCGGUCAUCCCCGCCCCACAAUCUAGUACCAGAGAGAUCCGAUCGGAGAAUGAAACCACAACUCACUUAUUCAUGCAAGAAGAGGAAAUGGCCUCAUGGCUUCACUAUCCAAUCGAUGAAUCUUCCUUUGACCGUGAAAUCUACGCGGAUCUUUUCUGUACAACGCCGUGCGCUCUCGUCACCGCCCCUUCCUCACGAGAAGUCCGGCCACCACUACCGCCGGUCACGUCAGGGACGACGACUGUCGCUUCUCGGCCACCGGUGCCUCCGGCGCGGCGUGCAGAGGUGGAGAGACCUGCUAUGUUUCAAAGUUUCACACACUCCAUAAGACCAAAAGGAAGAAUGGCAUCAGGACCGUCUAGCUCAAACAAGGCCGUGAGAGAAUCGACGGUCGUGGAUUCGAAUGACACCCCAAGUAUGGGGCCAGAAUCUAGAGUUUCGCGUGUGACGGAUAGUGUGGCUCAGGUUUCAGGCGCGCAUAUAGGCGUGUGCAGGACCAUGAGCGGCACUGAUGCGGCGGGUACGUCGUCCGCGGCAAUGGAGUUGGCGACCACGUGUGAGCUCACCAUGACGUCAUCUUCAAAUAAUUCCGGAGGCAGCGUCAGCGCUAGUGCGGAGCCGGUGCCGAAACCGACGCCGGAGAAACCAGAAGAUCGGAAGCGUAAAGAAAAAGAAUUUCACAGUGAGGAUGUUGAGUUUGAAUCUGCUGAUGCAAAGAAGCAAGUCCGUGGAUCAAUAACUAUGAAGAGAUCUCGUGCAGCAGAGGUCCACAAUCUCUCAGAGCGGAGGCGUCGAGACAGGAUAAAUGAAAAGAUGAGAGCUCUGCAAGAACUCAUACCUCGUUGCAACAAGUCUGACAAAGCUUCAAUGCUAGAUGAGGCAAUUGAGUACUUAAAAUCUCUUCAGUUGCAAGUUCAGAUGAUGUCCAUGGGAUGCAGUAUGGUCCCUAUGAUUUUUCCCGGUAUUCAGCAGUACAUGCCACCAAUGGGGAUGGGGAUGGGCAUGGGCAUGGGCAUGAACCAACCAAUGGUGCCAUUCCCCUCUGUUCUACCAGGUUCAACGCUGCCAACCCCACCUGGAUCAGCUCAUUUGGGUCCAAGGUUCUCUAUGCCAGCCUUUCAUAUGCCACCAGUUCCUUUACCUGAUGCAUCCAGAAUCCAAGCAACUAAUCAGCCAGAUCCAAUUUCUAUCGCAUCUCAAAAUCCCAACCAGCCACAGAUUCCAAAUUUUGCUGAUUCAGCAUAUCAACAGUAUAUUGGUCUACGCCAUAUGCAAGUACAGUUUCCUCAGACUCAAGCAGUUGUGCAACCAGGUCACCAUAAGCCAGGUAGGAGCAAAGAAGUUGGGAAGUCUCAGAAUCCUCAAGCUGGUUGAUUUUUUGGCGAUGAUCAAAGGCUAUCAAGCCUGCUAAAUUUUGUAGUGUUAAGAGAGACUACGAUAUAACAUAACAUGUAAUUAUUACCCACUAGUAAUUUUUCUUCUUACAUUUUUUGGCUUUGUAAUCCUCUUUCGAUCAUUUGAUAUGUGGAUGUGCUUCAAGUGAGAACUGAGUGAUCCCCAAAGCCUGUUCUCACGACGGUGACAACUUUUGCGGGGCGGGCCUACGUUUUGGGAUAGAGAAACAUUAUGACGCAUGUUCGGCGCUGCUGUUGUUAUUUGUCUUCUCUUUCCAAUUGUUGGGAGCCGACAAUAGUGCAGGGCAAAAGAGGUGGUGGUUGCCAGCCCGGCCCGUCCUACCCUUCCUUUUUUUGGUCACUACUUUCAUGACCAUUGGUGAUUGGUGACGUGCUUUUAUGCUGCUUAAGAUAUCGACUGUUCCGGACCAAAAAAAAAACAAUACUGUUUAUGUCCAGAAGAUCAUUGAAUUCCCAGACGCCACAAACAUACUAUCUCACAAGAGUAUCAUUUUCAGAAUUUACCAUGUUGUCCAAAUCAAGUCAAAUUUCUCCUUCCAAAUACAUUUGCACCUUACGGUCUCAAAAAAAUUAGCUUUCUAAGGUUCUUACAAAUGUACUUGAGAUGAGAAAUUUAUGUUUUGAUUGGAGUAACUU
Molecule: messenger RNA, 2661 nt
Organism: Ilex paraguariensis (yerba mate)
Lineage: Eukaryota; Viridiplantae; Streptophyta; Magnoliopsida; Aquifoliales; Aquifoliaceae
Source: the annotation of a GenBank genome assembly